CGACAAGAGGGUUCGCAUCAAGCGAGACCGGAUGGAGAAGGAGAUCCCUGGGAAUCGGCAUAAGCUCGAACCUUCCCCCGGCCAAAGACCCCUUUUGAGGCUGGAGAACGUUUGGGAACAAGACGUCCAAGAAGUGCUCCGCCUCGAUUGUAGCCUUUGUGCCUGGCCGGCCGCUGUUGAGCGGCUUCCGACCGUCACCAUUACCAACCACAAGAAAAAGACCUCCAUCCUGGGAGGUCAGGGUUUCCCGAAUAGCUCUUACAUACCACUCGACCGCGACCGCAGCAGCAGUCCAUUCCCUGCCGGAGGUUAUCAUGAUCGCGAGGGUCUUACUGGCCCUUCUACCUCUAGACAAACAGCCUCUAGCCGCAUCAUGUACAUGCCCAGCUCGAGAUGGACGUGGUCAUUCCUAAUGAUUGCCGUCUGUCAAGCCGGCAUCGGUCUAGGACUUGAAGNNGGUGCCUAUGUUUUCGCCAAGUUUCAGAUCUCGCUCAAUCCCGAAGCGCGAAGGACAACACAAUCACGAACCAUCCCUACAUACCUCGCCUUGUUCAUUUUCGGAUUCAUCUACCAACUCGCGCUCGUCUGGGAUGCCUUACGCCUGAAGAACACGAUUCAAGUCAUCGGCCUCUGUCUUUACAAUCUCGGGUUACUCAUAUACGCUACCGUACAGUACGACCAAAUUGAUCGCGCUGUCCAAGUUCUGAAUCAGGCCAAUGAGAUCGAACACGGCUUUGGUCACGAUGUGAAGCCUUUCCUCGUUGCAGUACCCUGCGUUCUUGCGCUGGGCACAAUAGCUUUCAGCAUCGUGACAUGGAAGUUGUAUGACGAGUUCGCCUGGACUAUUUACAAGCACAUCUCAGCAGACUUGCGCUUGAAGCGCCGUUAUCUUGUUUACCAGAUUUACAUCGCCCUCCUCAAGUUUGACUUUUUCUUUNUCCUCGGAUUCACAGUACAAUUCGUCGUUGUGGUUCGCGAGCACACCUCCAAUAUCGAAUUCGCUCUCACAAUUGCCGCCAUUCCUGUUACCAUUGCAAUCUUGCUUGCGGCGGCAUGGUUCACAAGACGCGAGUCUACGUUGGGAAUGUGCAGCACGAUCGUACUCUACUUCGCUGCCAUGGCCUACUUUCUUUUCAAGCUCGUGCGCAUGUAUGACUCGAACAACCCGGAAAGGGUGGAAGACUACGAGCCUGCGCGGAAAAGUUUGACGACGUUUGCUGUCAUCACGCUUCUGCUGUUGAUUUUGACAAUCAUCAAUUGCGCAUGGUGCACGGCGAACUUCAACAAGGGCUUGAAACCUCACAUCCAACGACGAAGAGUGAUUGGAGUCGAGGACAAGAGUUAUCCGUACGAAAGACGACACAACUCGUUGGGAGGAGCGCAUGCCAUGGGAGCAGUCCCAUCGAGGAUGACGAUUGAC
Molecule: messenger RNA, 1420 nt
Organism: Aureobasidium uvarum
Lineage: Eukaryota; Fungi; Ascomycota; Dothideomycetes; Dothideales; Saccotheciaceae
Source: the annotation of a GenBank genome assembly